Messenger RNA from Sinocyclocheilus grahami, 2691 nucleotides. RefSeq names its product ArfGAP with GTPase domain, ankyrin repeat and PH domain 2 (gene agap2). The transcript has 18 exons. Gene Ontology annotation, molecular function: GTPase activator activity; protein binding; GTPase activity. Gene Ontology annotation, cellular component: nucleus. Gene Ontology annotation, biological process: activation of GTPase activity; negative regulation of neuron apoptotic process. Bases 125 to 2611 code for a protein of 828 amino acids. The record is from RefSeq and is a predicted model, not a curated record. Lineage: Eukaryota; Metazoa; Chordata; Actinopteri; Cypriniformes; Cyprinidae.
CAUACCUAGAGUCUGAGCAGCUUUCUGCUUCUGUACGUGACAUUGACAUGAAAGAACGGGCAGGAAAUGCUGAUGGGUUACAGGAGAAACUCCAUGCAUUUUGAGCAGUCACAUUGGUCUAAAUAUGAAUAGCACAAAUAAAGUUACACACUCGACUGCAAUUAGAGCUGAGGUGAGAAGACAUCAAAGCUUGCAAAACACCAUAAACAAAUUUCUCAAACAGUUGGAGAGGGUUGAGGACCAGCAGCUCAGGACAGGACUAAAGGUUUUCCUCCACAGCAUUCAAGCAUCAUGUGCCAAUAGCCAGGAAUGGACCCUAACUCGUGCUAUUCCAGAACUGCGAUUGGGGGUUCUGGGUAGCCUUCGCAGCGGAAAAUCUGCUCUGGUAAACAGAUUCAUCACAGGAAGUUAUCUUCCACUUGAGUCGCAUGAGGGCGGAAGGUAUAAAAAAGAGGUGCUGGUGGAGGGACAGAGUCAUUUAUUGCUGAUUCGAGAGGAAUCUGGACCACCAAGUGCACAGAUCUGCAACUGGCUUGAUGGCGUCAUCCUAGUUUUUAGUCUGGAAAAUGAAGCAAGUUUCCAGGAUGUGUACAAAAACUACAGUGAGCUAAGCGCACAUCGUAACAUUGCAGAAAUCCCCAUUAUAGCGGUUGGAACGCAAGAUAAGAUUAGUAGCACUAAUGCACGUGUGAUUGAGGACAAGAGAGUCCAGCAGCUGUGUAUAGAUGUGCGUCGCUGCACUUAUUUUGAGACCUGUGCCACAUAUGGACUUAAUGUGGACAGAGUAUUUAAUGAAAUGACUCACAAGAUUGCCGCUGCCAAGAAGCAAGCCGCCCUUCUGGCCUCCUGUAAAUCCCUCCCAAACUCUCCGAGUCACUCAGGGGCCUCGACUCCAGUGUCAGGGCCCGGACAGGCCAGUAAUGGGGGUCAGAGUAGUGAUUACCCCUCCUCUUUGCCUUCUACCCCUGUGGUAAGUCACAAAGACAUACGGGGUGGGGCAAGUGGAGAUGGGGGCUCGCAAAGAAAUCUACCCCGACGACGGACAUCUUUCUUUGCGAACCGUCGCGGGAGUGAUUCUGAAAAAAGAGCUUCUGAUAGCAGAAGUGACAUGAGCAGUCGAUCAGUUCCUAUUAAACAGGGGACUUUGUGGAAACGCAGUGAACGCUCUUUAAAUAAGGAGUGGAAGAAGAAGUAUGUGACGCUGUCAAACAACGGCAUGCUUAUGUAUCAUUCAAAUAUAAAUGAGUUUUUGCAGAAUGCUCAAGGUAAGGAGAUGGACUUAUUGCGAGUUACAGUGAAGGUGCCAGGAAAGCGUCUUCAUCGCGCAGCUACUCCCGGUGGACCGUCCCCUGGCCCUACUCUCGCCCCUGCGCCCGGUGUAAAUGGACUCAGUAAAGACAAGCAGUCAUCCGAAGGGGGAGCUACAUCAAAUCUUCUGACAGUAGAAGAGGCGUCAAGAAGUGGUUUGUCAUUUAAUAAUGAUCAGAAGGUGAAACGUUGCCCAUCAUCUGUGUCUAAUAAAGGCUUCAGUGUGGACUUGAGUAUUGAGGGGGCUACAAGUCCUCCUUUAGGAAAAGACCACAUCCCGUCUUCUCCAAUGACUGACAGGAAGAAGAAAAAACGAAACAGAAGUAUUAACUUGAAAGGAGACGCGGCGGCUGGGCAGGCUGAGGAAGAGGAGAGCGCAGACUUCAUCAUCAUAUCCAGCACAGGACAGAGCUGGCAUUUCGAAGCCCAAAGUCAAGAGGACAGGGACGCCUGGGUUCAGGCCAUCGAAAGCCAGAUCCUUGCAAGUCUACAGAGCUGUGAGAGCAGAAAUAAGGCUCGAAGGAACAGCCAAAGUGAAGCUGUUGCCCUGCAGGCCAUUCGAAAUGCCAAAGGGAACGACCUCUGUGUGGACUGUGGAGCACCAAAUCCAACAUGGGCGAGUCUUAAUCUUGGUGCUCUAAUCUGCAUCGAGUGUUCGGGCAUACACCGGAACCUGGGGACGCACCUGUCCCGCGUGCGCUCACUAGACCUGGACGACUGGCCCAGUGAACUCACAAAAGUGCUUACGGCUAUAGGCAACCAUAUGGCCAACAGCAUUUGGGAGACCUGCACACAAGGGCACCAAAAGUUGACACCUGAGGCAACAAGAGAGCAGAGGGAGUCGUGGAUCCGUGCCAAAUAUGAACAGCGGGCAUUUGUGUCGCCCUUGCCGGCUCAGUGUUCAGAGGACACAAUGUCGACAUGGUUGCUUAAAGCAGUAAUCGACAGAGACCUUCCCAGACUUCUGCUGCUCCUCGCGCACAGCACCAAGGAAGUGAUCAACGUCCCGCCAGAGGGAGCAGCGCAGCAGCAGCACAGCUCUUUACAUGCGGCCUGCCAGCUGGGCGACGUGGUCAUGACACAGCUGCUGGUCUGGUACGGCAGUGAUGUGAAGUCAAAGGAUCCGCAAGGUAGAACCGCGCUGACGUUGGCACGCCAAGCCGGCAGCAAAGAGUGUGUUGAGAUUCUUCUCCAACACGGCUGCCCCAAUGAGACGUCACCCACCUCCCCGACACCUGUUCUGUCCCGUAAAAGUAGCAUCACCAGUCUUGGACGUGUCAAUUCCAGGAGGAGGGUCUCGUAACCCAUGAACAUUCAUGAUCAUAUAAACAUUUUCUCCAGGACCAUUUUUAUUUCUUCAUACAGAGUUGUGUGUUCUGUGUG